AUGAUCUCGAGUUCGGGAGGCAGAUUAAUAGCAAAGUUUUCUUUGCGUCCUUUCGGUUCCCUGCAUUCGCACCCAGGAGGCCUUUCCAACAGCUGUUCAAAAAUUAUCCUUCAAUCCUUUAUCUCACGAGGUUUGACGACAAGUCCUGGUCACAAGCCAGGCCCAACUCUACAACUAAAAAAAGAUGAACUUGACGAUUUUUUGCCUCGCGAACGUCCCGAGUCUAUUUCGUACUUCACAGCAAAACCUACAUAUAACGACUUACUCAUACAGCUUAACGAUCUCACAUCGAAGUAUAAAAACUUUCCGCGUACGAAACGCGACGAAAAAAUUGUGACCCUAUGGAAGCUAAAAAAUCAGUUAGAAGUGGACUUACAUUUGGGAUUAAAGUUCAAUCAAUACGACCUGAUAACCCAAAAGCUACAUCACCUAGAUGCGAUUAUUCCUGAAUCAGCGCCCGAACUACAUGAUUUCCUAAGUUUAUUUCGACGACAAGAUCCCGAGAAGGCGAAAAAGGAAUUGCAAGCAAAUAAAAAGCUGGAUGAAUAUCAAAGAGCAUAUAGCGUAGGAAAAAGGAAAGAAGCUGUUGCACACGUGUGGGUUGUAGAGGGUGAGGGACAUGUGCUUAUUAAUGGUAUACCCUUGGUGGACUAUUUGGGUUCGUUGGAACUUCGCCAACGUGUCUUGAUGCCGUUUCAAGUGACAAAUCUGCUUGGCAAAUAUAAUGUGUGGGUUAGAGUUCAAGGAGGUGGUAAAUCCGGUGUGAUCCUUUAUCGUGUUCCCAAGGUCAAGCUGGCGCAAUUGCACAUGGAAUCACCAAAUGCCUGCUCAUACACGAUCCCGAGCUUAAACCAAUUAUGCGACAAGGGUCAAACGUUGAAAAACUCACUAAAAGGUAAUCAUCGUGUUAUAUCGUUAAGGCAUUCAUUACCUCGCGCAUCCAAGCCAUUGAACGAUUAG
Messenger RNA from Acaulospora colombiana, 960 nucleotides. The record is from the annotation of a GenBank genome assembly. NCBI's taxonomy places the organism in Eukaryota, Fungi, Glomeromycota, Glomeromycetes, Diversisporales, Acaulosporaceae.